Saccostrea cuccullata (small rock oyster) is the source of this 2053-nucleotide messenger RNA. Its product is annotated as putative ammonium transporter 1. Gene Ontology annotation, cellular component: plasma membrane. Bases 129 to 1697 code for a protein of 522 amino acids. The transcript has 11 exons. Gene Ontology annotation, biological process: ammonium homeostasis; ammonium transmembrane transport. Lineage: Eukaryota; Metazoa; Mollusca; Bivalvia; Ostreida; Ostreidae. Gene Ontology annotation, molecular function: ammonium channel activity. The record is from RefSeq and is a predicted model, not a curated record.
AAUCACUCAACCAUGUCUUGAAAUUACAUAUAACUGAUGCUAUGACUAUGUGUGGAGUAUUUCGAUUAAACGGGGGAAUAUUGAACGGCUUUAGUGAGAUUCAGGUAUAAAUUCAAAUUGUGAAAAAAAUGGAAAGGAAUAUAUCUGAACUCGUUGCAGAGACAAUAACUUUUAAAGAGAAUGUGGACCACUUAUUUCUAAUCAUCAUGGGCAUGUGCAUCGUUUUUAUGCAAUGUGGGUUUGCGUUCUUAGAAGCUGGUGCAGUCAGAAGCAAAAAUACGACAAACAUACUCAUCAAGAAUGUCAUGGACUUAUUCAUCUCUGGGGUAUCCUAUUGGUUGUUCGGAUUUGCCUUCGCUUUUGGUGAUGGUGUCGCCGACAGGUUUAUUGGACUGAACUAUUUUGCCUCAUCUGGCGUUCCGCACAGCAAAUACGCCCUGUUUUUCUUCCAGUUUACGUUUGCCGCCACAGCUUCUACCAUUGUUUCUGGCGCAGUAGCGGAGAGAUGCGAAUUUGUGGCAUACUUCGUAUAUAGUGUAUUUAUAACAGGCUUUAUCUACCCCGUCGUGACACACUGGGCGUGGUCCUCAGGGGGAUGGCUGACUAUUGGGGAUACUUACUCAAGUCUUGACAACGAAAGUGUCGGUUAUCAGGACUUUGCCGGUAGCGGAGUUGUACACGUGCUAGGUGGAAUCGCUGCUUUUAUGGGUGCUGUAAUGCUAGGUCCCAGAAUCGGCCGAUUUCACCGCAGCUCUAAAACUGUAGCUCCGAUCAGAGGCCACUCCGUACCGAUUGCUGCGUUAGGUGGAUUCAUUCUUUUCUUUGGCUUUUUGGCUUUCAAUGGCGGAUCCCAACUGUCAAUCAGUAACCCUGGUGACGGAAACGCUGUCUCCAUAGCAGUAGUAAAUACGGUCAUUUCGGGAUCCUGUGCGGCUUUUAUGUCACUUAUACUCAACCGGCUGCAUAUUUUUGGAAAUACAUGGAGUUUAUUAGUAACCAUAAACGGUGCUUUGACUGGAAUGGUUGCCAUAUGUGCUGGUUGUAACGUAUAUGAACCUUAUGCCGCAUGCGUGAUCGGGCUCCUCUCAGCGAUUGUAUACCGGACCUACUCUGUUCUCAUGGUCAAGAUCGGCGUGGAUGAUCCGCUGGAUGCCGUUGCAGUGCAUUUUGGUGGAGGAAGCUGGGGAGUUAUAGCCGUGGCGUUCUUUGACAAUACCAACGGAAUUUUUUAUGCACGGGAUCUCAAAUCUGCCUAUAAAUUGGGUUGGCAGUUUAUAGGAUUAUUAGCUAUAGCAGGCUGGACACUGGUGCUUUCGGGGCUCGUGUUCGGGAUUAUGAAAGCAUUUGGAUUUCUCAGGGUGAGCCAAGAGGAGGAGAUAAAAGGUUUGGACAUCCCAAAACAUAAUGAACCUGCUUAUCCCGUGGAGGCGUACGGACAUGGCCAUAUUGAACGCUUGAUUCAGAUACUGGAAAAUAACCCCACGGUUGUCACGCAGGGAUUCACAAAUGUGGCUUAUGAGAAUGAGAUAACAGAUAGAGGUAAUUACGAGAAUCCAGAGACACAGAACGUUUUACGUAAUGGGUACCAAGAGAAGGUUCCCUCAAAAGAAUUUCACCCCAGCACUCCCGCCAACGGAGUACGCGUCACGGCACCUCAAGGGGAAGUACGCGUCACCGUCAACGACACAAAACUGUGAAGUUCCCAUGACAAAAUUAUCCUGAUUUAUUGAGCAGGCACAUGCUUCCACCUUCGGUGCUUUGUUUAAACUUGAAUGUACCCUGAUAAGAUUACGUAUAAAUCUGUGACAGACGUAAAUGAAACUUUACAUAUGCUUGUAUAUCUGGGACCAAGAGGGGUACAAGUUCUCCGAUGCCAUACCCUAUUGUCCAUUUAAGCAUAUUAUUUAUAAUUUAAAAAUGUUUCAUUUAUAUACAUGUAUAUGUAUGUAUGAUUGUACAUAUUGAUGAUGUGAAAUGUCCAAGUGUCUUAAACUGCAAUCUGUAUCUUGAUGUUUAACUUCAAAAGAAUAUUAUUUAUUCAUGUAUCAUAUUU